AGACAGAGAAGGAUACAGGAUAUUAAUAAAAUACAUAUAUACUACUGGGUUAAGUGAAAGGAUUUAAAUAUAGAAUGCGGAUGCUCUAUUCUAUUCUGGAUCUUCAGGAGACCACGGAUUUAGUCUGGAGGAGCUGAACACGCAGCGCCAGGUGGAGCCUGGGGAGAAGGAAUGGGAUGGAGCAUCGAAUAAUUAUUUAAGUAGGAAUAGUUGUGUAUAUACGUGUGUAAGAACAGGAAAAGCAAAAACAAGGAAUACAUUGAUCAUAAAUCAACCAUGACUGCAUAACAGCAAAAGUAGGUGGCGAUAUGCACACAGGAUGUGACACGCCAAAAAACGGAAGAAGAAGAAGAAUUCUGGGCCUUGUCACCUGGCGUAAUAGGUCAGCUGCAAAUGAUCACGUGACUUGUGUCCGUUACAGCGCUUCGGUCGCAACAGUCCGUGGGACGUCUGUAGGAGGCUGAUUCCGCAGUCACAACAUUUGGAAACAUCGUUGGAGGAGCUUUCCUUCUGGUCCUGACUCUCAGAACUUUUUGCCGAGGGGCAUUUCCACCCAGCCCGUCUAAUUCGCCAUCACAAUGCUGAACUUCUGUCCUCAGUGUGGCUCAAAGGUACAGCCUGGUUUCAGAUUCUGUCCGUCCUGUGGUGGGAGACUGCCUGAAGACCUACCAGAAGCUGUAGCUUCACAGCCACCCGAACCACAUCCAAACUCCGUGCUUUCAACUGUGAGCGCCAUGGAAGUCGAUCCUGCUGGAGACUCCUCACAAUCUGCACUGAAUCGCCCACCUUUGUUCUCAACACGGCAGAAGACCUUGAGUAGCACAGCCACAGACUCAUUAGAUAAGAAGUCACUGAAAUCUCCACGAAAAAGAAAGGCAUCCCCCCAGGUUAAAGAACAAGAGGAGGUGAAUCAAACUUUUUUGGCUACAUUUCAAACUCCAGAUAAGACAUCUUCGAUGUCACCUCGAAAACAGAAGGCUUCCCCCCAGGUUAAAGAUGAGGAGGCGAAGCAAACAUCUUCAGUUAUUCAAAGCUCAUUCAAAUGCAAAGCCAGGAAGCGAGUGUGCGCUGUUGAGCCUGUCCCAGAGGGUACAGUGGUUUGUGACCAGUCCAGCAAAAAGUGGAAGCUGGUUGAACUUCUGUGGCAAACAGAAUUAGAUCUGACAUAUGCAGUCUGCCAGGCAAAUCAGCACGCAGACUCAAAUGAUUGCAAGUACAUGUUGCGACUGGGGGCUAAAGAGGGACACCUGUUUAAUGAGCAGAACUUCCAUCUGAGAGCAGCCAAAACUGAUGCAGUGGAGAAAUGGUUGAAACUGCACAAAUUGGACUUCCUUGGGAUUCCAUCCUGUGUAGGGUUCGGUCUUCAUGAAGCAUAUAGGUUUUUAGUUUUUCCUAGCAUGGGUCAAACUCUACAGACAGUCAUGGAUGAAGGGAACGAUUUUCUAUCUGAGAAAGCUGUGCUCCAGCUUGCACUGCGACUAUUGGAUGCACUGGAAUUCAUCCACGAGAAGGAAUAUGCCCAUGCAGACAUCCAUGCUGGAAAUAUUUACAUCAACACUAACAGUCACACAGAGGUUUUCUUGUCAGGCUUUGGUCAUGCAUUUAGGUUUUGCCCUGGUGGAAAGCAUGUAGAGUACAGACAGGGUAGCCGCACUGCACACCAGGGUAACAUCAACUUUAUCAGUGUGGAUUCUCACAAGGGAGCUGGCCCCUCUCGUCGUAGUGACCUGCAGUCUCUGGGUUACUGUAUGCUGUAUUGGAUGACAGGCUCACUACCCUGGAGUCAGCUCUCUCAAACAAGCUCGGCCAUUGCUGCAGAGAAGGAGAGGUAUAUUUCUGAUAUCACUGGACUUUUGAGUGGCUAUUACAAACAGAAGAAAGCUUCAGGUGCAUUACAAAAAUACCUGUCUAAUGUGAUGAGCCUGCAGUAUACUGAGAAACCAGAUUACACACUUCUGAAAGCUGGGCUUCAUGAGAGCUUACAGAAGAUGGGUGGAAGUCUGAAUGAAUCACUGAAUUUGCAGGUGAAACCAUAAUGACAAGAGGUGUGGAAUGUGAUUGAAUGGUUUUAUGGAAUGUUUAAGAAAGCUUUAAUGUUUUACAAGCAACUUUUGUUGCAGUUUUUACAAUGAUAUUGCUGUGUGCGUGUUUUCUCUCAUAGGUCGAGUUUUAAUCACUGUGAUUUAUUAGUUGUUGUUUUUUUAAAUAAGAAAACAAUGUUUAUUUGUAAGAGUGACUUUUUAUACAACAAAUCAUUUCUCCCCAUUACAUUUCAUGCAAUCAGUGAAGGUAAAGGUUUUGUUGUAGGUUUACACUUUGGGAAAGGGCAUGUUCAUGUUAUAAAGAGAAUUAUUUUUGGCAUUUUUACUUUUUAUAAGUUGUAUUGUACCUUACUAAAAAUAAUAAACAACAG
Sinocyclocheilus grahami is the source of this 2413-nucleotide messenger RNA. It is a transcript of the gene vrk3, whose product is annotated as VRK serine/threonine kinase 3. The record is from RefSeq and is a predicted model, not a curated record. Bases 579 to 2036 code for a protein of 485 amino acids. The transcript is spliced from 15 exons. Gene Ontology annotation, biological process: protein phosphorylation. Lineage: Eukaryota; Metazoa; Chordata; Actinopteri; Cypriniformes; Cyprinidae. Gene Ontology annotation, molecular function: protein kinase activity; ATP binding.